Messenger RNA from Colletotrichum truncatum, 1668 nucleotides. RefSeq names its product l-ornithine n5-oxygenase. The record is from RefSeq and is a predicted model, not a curated record. Gene Ontology annotation, biological process: intracellular iron ion homeostasis. Lineage: Eukaryota; Fungi; Ascomycota; Sordariomycetes; Glomerellales; Glomerellaceae.
AUGUCUCCUCACUGCGACUCGCCGACCAACGGCUCCGACUCCGGUAACGGCUUCUCCCACUUCAACGGCAACGGCAAUGCCAAUGGCUUUACCAACGGAAACGGCGCCGUCUACCAGAACGGUAACGGCGUCAACGGCCACCACAGCACCAAAUCCAGCAUCCAACAGUCCCCCUACCUUCUUCCCACCGACCCCAGCGAGAUCCAUGAUCUCAUCUGCGUGGGCUUCGGCCCCGCCAGCUUGGCCGUCGCCGUCUCCAUGAACGACGCCCAGGAGGCAGGCCGCCAGCUCACCGGCCAGGCCUCCCCCAAGGUCCGCUUCCUCGAGAGGCAGCCGGCCUUCGCCUGGCACCCGGGCAUGCUGCUCUCCGGAGCCAAGAUGCAGAUCUCCUUCAUCAAGGACAUGGCGUCGCUGCGCAACCCUCGCUCCCAGUUCACCUUCCUCAACUACCUCCACAGCAACGACCGCCUCGUCGAGUUCACCAACCUCGACACCUUCCUGCCCGCUCGCGCCGAGUACGAGGACUACCUGCGCUGGUGCGCCUCCCACUUCAACGACGUCGUCGACUACGGCCGCGAGGUCGUCUCCGUGUCCCCCGACCCCCAGACCUCCUCCUCGGGCGGCGUCAAGACGUGGACCGUCAAGUCCCGCGACAUCAAGACGGGCCAGGUCAGCUCCUACCAGACCCGCAACGUGCUGAUCGCCAACGGCGGCCAGCCCAACAUCCCCAAGGUGCUGCCCGCCAAGCACCCCAAGAUCAUCCACUCGUCGCAGUACGCCCAGCUCGUGCCGCAGCUCCUCCGGGACAACUCGAGGCCGUACCGCGUCGCCGUCAUCGGCGCGGGGCAGAGCGCCGCCGAGAUCUACCGCGACAUCCACCGCGCGUACCCCAACUCCAAGACGUGGAUGAUUAUGCGCUCCAACUUCCUCAAGCCCGCCGACGACUCGCCCUUUGUCAACUCCAUCUUCAACCCCAGCUACGUAGACGAGCUGCACCCCAAGUCGCAGGGCUACCGCCGCGCCCUCAUCAAGGAGGCCAAGGCCACCAACUACGGCGUCGUCCGCCUCCAGCUCAUCGAGCACCUCUACGAGAUGCUCUACCACCAGAAGCGCCUCCUCGGCCUCGACGAGCGCAAGUGGCCCCACCGCAUGCUCUUCGGCCGCAACAUCGUCCACGUCGGCGAGAGCAAGGAGACGGAGCGCCUCCAGAUCCACGUCCGCAGCGUCGAGCACGGCCUCGACCUCGACGACGGCUUCGCCGACCAGCAGCUCCCCGGCGACGAGGUCCUCGACGUCGACCUCAUCGUCGCCGCCACCGGCUACCAGCGCAGCGCCCACAUCGACAUGCUCCGCGACAGCUGGUCCCUGCUGCCCGAGGUCGCCCCGCCCGCCAACGCCGCCGACCGCGAGAUCGUCGACGGCUGGGAGAUCACCGAGGACGGCGCCGACGCCACCUCCGGCUCCAGGAAGCUCGAGGUCGGCCGCGAUUACCGCGUCCGCUACGCUCCCGGUUCCGUCGCCCCCGGUUCUGGUGUUUACCUGCAGGGAUGCUGCGAAGCGACCCACGGACUGAGUGAUACCCUUUUGUCUAUUCUUGCCGUGAGAUCGGCCGAGGUUGUCGACUCCAUUUUUCCCUCGACCCCUAGGGCCAAGGCCGUUUCCAACUAG